GCUUUGUGGUAAAGUACAGUAGUUAGCUGUCGCUCAGAUCAACAAGCCACUAUUUUGGAAGCAGUUUGAUAAACACGAGCUAUCCCUCAGUUGAUGUCAGUCGUUAUCUGCGUUUCCAACGAGACAUAUCACGCGUGAUAAUCGAUAAACCAGCACAAACUAGCCAGCCACGUAGCCCUGAACCGAUCAGUUUGGAUAGAUAUCGUCGGUUGAACUUUAAAAAACAGCUAGCUCGUUUUUCUUUCCUUUUUUUUCUUCCACAUCAGACAGCCGAGCAGCCAACGUCUCUUGUCUUUUUUGACUCAAUCGUUAUAUUAAGCAACAACUUUUUGACGACUUGGCAUUAACGGUUAACGGUCAACCAGCCUCCGUAUUAUUUUUUGCCAUUUAGAGCAACACUCGGCUUAUUUUUGUACGCCAAGCUAUCUUACACCUUGUUUUUGUCAACAAGCUGUAUUUUUUGGAAUAUUUGUAGAUAACGGCUACGAUAUUAAGACAACAGCUCGCCUUAGAAAGAAGGCGAACAAGCUCAGCUGUCAGCCUGAACCACCAGAACCUUUACCUGAACAAUCAUUUAAGAAGGAGAUCAAUCCGGCUUUUAAAACUGCCCCGGUGCUGCAACGUUUUUUCACGACCUUUAACUUUUAAAUAGCCGGUUUGAUAUCCUGCAGGAGUGACUAUUUUAACGUUACCUUUCGCCUUCUGAAUAAUAACUAUCAGAGCAGCAAGAUAAGCAGUCUUAGGAUCCGGAGCAGGCUGUGUAGACCCACGGAAUCCCUCAUCGGAUUGUUAUAAUAUCAGUGUUAUUGUUGAAAAUGGCGGCGAUCAGACUGGUGCAGAUGUUGAUCGAAGCAGCUGAGUACCUUGAUCGCAGGGAACGAGGUAAAAUGAAACUGUAUUGUGUGUUUUAAAAAUCACCCUCAUUUAUAGACAUGCCUUUGCAAUUCUCAGAUUUUGUCGCAGCCCUUCAUUUCUGAUCGGGUCAUGCAUUAAACAUUGACAUGUUAUUGUGUUUUGCAAAGCAACACUGCAGAAUGCACGAGUAAGGUUCCCACUAGUAUGCAGCAUUUUGUGUAAUUUAAUCCCAAAGUGAGAAAUGCACAUGCAAUUCCCCUGUCUUUCAUGCUUUGAGAGAGAUGCAUAUGUGGCAGAUGCAGUCAGAUGUGCAGGGAGACAUUGUUUUCAUGGAAGCCCCUCCUUUCCCUCUGUUGUGGUUUGCUAGUGGGGUUUAUUCCAGUUCAAGAUGACAUCAUUGUCCAGGCUGAGGGAGAAAACACUGGAGAAAGAUACUGCAGAAAACCCAUUCAUUGCAUACCGGGCGCUUGAACAUGAAGCAUUGCAACAAAAUUCAAAAAAAGGGCUCGAGAUUAAAUUUGGCACUCUUCCUGUUCCUUGUUUGUCAUCAUUUUCCUGUGGCUAUAUUUUGCACUGCCAGAUAUCUUGGACAUGUGACCACUAUGUUGUUUAUUUGCUUGCAGAAGCUGAGCACGGCUAUGCCUCCAUGCCUCCCUUCAUCAGCAGCCGAGAGAGGGAGAGCUUGAAAAGGAAAAGCAAAAGCAAGAAAAACACAAGUAGCAGGUAAAGGCGUUUCGGCUCCUCGUUGUGUCAUUAUUCAGCUCUGCAACGACAAGGCACUGAUUGUAUCCAAAUAUCAAGUGUGUCCUUACAUAUUGAAGCACAAUGUCAAUUCUUAUUAUGCAUCAUUUUAUUGUUUUUUUUUCACCCUGGAAAUACAUCUGUGUCAUGCCAGUGCUAUGAAAUACAGCCCCCAUGCCCUGAAAUGAAAAUUCAUAAUAAUGGUGCUGAAUAGAAUUCAAGUUUCUUUAUACAACACCAAUUAGGAGCCUGUUUUAUCGUCUCUAAGUUAACGUACACAGCUGCCGUUGUUCUACCGCAGGAGUUUGACAUAUGCAGAAGCAGAAGAAGCCUGUAAUUAUGCUGCUUAUGCUCGCUUCAGUGGGAGUGUAUCUGGUUAAAGUCUUGGUUUCCUCCCCUUUGCUCUCCUUUAAAGCAUUUGACUGACAGCAGCAAACAUCAGCCAGGCUGAUAGUGAAUGGUCACUCGGUGAAGGCAAAGUGGGUCAGUCAAGGUGACAGCGGAAGACAUGUCAGUGAAUGGAGGGGGUUGAGGACAGCAGCAGACCCCUCAAUGGAAACAGAGAGUGGAAUUGGAGUCUCUGCAACCAUCAGUCCAUUAAUCAGUGCAGUAACAGUGCAGAUAUGUGUUUAAUCCACAUCCCGCAGAUCAAUGUGCGCUCCGUGAUCAGAUUUCAGCUGGAUUUUAUGACUCUAUGUUUAGUAGUACUUCUGCACGAUCGCAAUCCAAGUCUUCAUAACCUAAAAGAUUUCAUUGAAUAGCACAUAAAAGACCUUAUUGAAUUAGCAGCAAAACAACACCCAAUUAGUGCAAAAACAGGGUUUCAUGUUUGGCUGCAGCAGAAAAGUUGGCAUGGAUGGAAUAUGGAUGGAUGAAGAGAGAUUUUUCUAAUAAACAGUGACAGUGAAGACCUGUCAUAUUGCUGCCACCCACUGCCGUGUUCCUGCUUUUAAUCGGAAAGAUAAAUAUCUAUAACCUAAACAAGCGUAACCGAGAAGAACCUUGCAUCGUGUGUAUAGAGGCAGUUGGUUCAUAUACCACAAAUGUCAUGUGAGGUGAGAAGCAGCAGUAACACACUAUUAUUUGGCAGAGUUACAGACAAGAAGAAAAGCAGCCAGGUCAUAUCAGGCAAGUGUGCACGUUCAGACUCAUUGUUUACAUGUGUUGAAUCCACGUCAGGUAUCUCCACAAUGAGGACACACAAGUCCAUACCUUUUAUUAGACUGAAUGCGUUCCUCUGCCAUUGUGAUGUGUUGAAAUGAGCAUACAGAGCACAUAAGGUGACGCAUAUAAAUAAGCACCUAUAGGUCUCUUACCUUCUGUAACCCAGCUGCACUAUCUGCAAUCAUGGAGACUGCCACACACUGAUAUUUAAUAUGCUGUAAAGGCACCCCUCUCAUAUUGCAUCAGAGCUCAGUUUGCAAAGUUCGAUCCCGUGUAUUAUUCAUUUUAGUAUUUCCAAACAUCAAAACAUUCAUUAAUUUAUGUCUGCUUGCAAAUGAAUCGCAAAGUAUCCAACUGGGCGGAUAUUUCAAACACUGAUCUGUCAAAGCUCCCCCAAGCUGCACACAUAUUAUAGAACAACCACUAUGUUCCAGAGGUGCGGGAACACACCUUUACUAUGUGAGAAGUAGGACAACAUGUCGUUCUAGUUUAUGUUUGAUGUAUGCUUUAACCUGAACUUUGUCUGGUAUGGCUUCCAUGUUGAGUAUUAAGUGACUGGGGCACACGGGGUGAAGCAUAUAUACGGUCAUAUAAAUAAGGUAACAAAGAAUCCUGUUACCUCUCAUAACCAUAUGUGAAACAGGCUUUAUUACCUGUUGCUCUAAAGUUACUGCUAUAAAGGGACAUUUUAGUAUUCCAUACCUUCAUUUACACACAUACCUGAGAUAGAAUCACACCACUAUCAGCAUUUUAGCGUGAGGACCAUAAACGGUACGGUAUAUUAAAUGAGACCCCGUAAGUGUCAAAGGGCUGUGGAGCCGCGAGUUUAAGAGCUCCCCCUGCUGACUGCCUCAGUUGUGUUAGCAAAUAACACGCGGGUCAGACUGUAAAGUUUGGAUACAUGUACAAAUUUUUAUUAGAUAGGUUAAUGUCAUUACAGUUUGUUAUUAUCCAUCUAUUUUUAGGACUAUUACACAGAAUUAUCAGCAUCACACAAGAUGUUUUCCAGGUACAUUUUAGGAGGGACUUUAAAUGAGGGUCUAGCAACUGUUGUAACACAUCAAAUCAAAAAAAUCAGACUGAAGAAGUAAUGAAAAAACAUCAGUAUCAACUAAAUCAUAACAAACACCAACAGAACAGCUGUGAAGCUUUCCACAGCUGUAAGUAUCAACACAAGAGUCUGUCCUGUUGUGUUUUAUCUUUAGGUUGAGUAUGUGUUUUGGUUGGCAGAAAGGGUGGGGCAUCAGUCCUGCAAUGCUUCUGCACACACUCAAACUGCAGCAACACAAUUUGUCAGCACUCAUGGAGGUUUGGCUUCACAUGUCAAAAUGGUCAGAAUUGAAGACAUGUCAUCCUUCCUGUAUACCGCCAAUGUUGUGGAUUAUAACUUAAAACUAUUUUUAACCUCGAGUGAGCAUUUUCUAGAUUUUCUGUGUUGAAAAUAUUGAGUUUUAACCCAACAAGUUGUUACAGCCAAAGGCUACAGCUGGCCUUUAAAAUGCUCUCCAGGAGAAACGUAGUGAUACUCAAAUAUUUGGUCCAGGCCUGUUAGCAAAGACAUUUUCCUACUGGGCUCGACACGGUUGUCGAUGACAGUGAAAGAUUUGUAGUGUUGGGUGCUGUAAGAACAUAUCUCCUCUGAGCAGAACAUGUCUGAACAUGCUUAAGAGGCACUUUAUUUUUAGACAUGUGUGGUGGAAAAACUCCAGCUUUGUGUGUCAAGUAGCCCACUAGCUGCUGCAGGUUCGGCUUUUGUUUGCAGCCCUUGAGCCUUUAAGUGUUCUGCUGUUUGCUUUGACCACUCGCUGUUGUUUCACUGCAAGGUUGUGUCGGGCUCGCAGCAUCUCCCUCAUCGGCUGAGAGAACUUUAUCAGCUACAACUCAUCACUAUUUAAAGACGGUUAGAGCCAAUCCGGUUAUUAAUAAGGGUUUCUGCUCAGCCUGGAUGAUUUGAUAUAGUGUGUGUGAUAGCCCUGAUCAUUAAGAGGCAGACCAGCACACAGUGGAAGGGUAUCACUCCUCCAACUGAUUUCUGCCAGAGAAGAGUGAAACACGAAUUGAUCUGCUUCUGUUUGAAGUUUUAUUCAGACCUGCAGAAAUAUAGGGCAUGGAGCCACCAAUGUGUUUAAAGUCACUCAACCCUGUAUGUUCAAGCCCCACCAGUUUCUGUUGUUUCCCAAUGGUGUGGAUGUGUGAGGAGUGGGGGAAGGGAGUCACCCUCUCGCUGGCGUGUAUAUGUGUGCAUGUGUGUCAGUAGUAGUGACUCCCCCAUCCCCCUCAUGGCUCUCUCUCCCUCUCGUGUUUUCCCUCUCUCCUCACCUCCCUCCCCCCCUCCGCUGUGUCUUUCCUGCUCUGCUCUCGCUCUUUGCAGGCAGAGGAGAGCAGAGCACCAGCUCCUCCAUUACAUAGAUGGAGAAUCCUCCCCCACCCGUCACACAAACACACACUCUGUGCAACUACAGUGCGGUAUGGAAAUCAUACAGUGAGCUUGCCUUCCUUGUUGAGCGGGCAAAUGGAGUCUUUACUGUUGAAGUUACUGUAGCUGCAUUAUGUGACUCCUUAGAGGUGAAACAGGUGAACAGAUUUCUGAUGGAGAAUCUUGUUUUUCUGUGUUCUCAAAGCGUUAUCAGGAUAUUAAUCUGAAUCCUCAAGUACAGAUCUGUGUCCAAUCUCCAGCUGGUCCCCUUAUUAAACUCAGAGACCCCAUCCUUCACAAGUGAGUGGAGUCAAUUAUUUGCCGGGGUAUUUUCUUCUUUUUAUUAUUGAGAAUGAUUUACAUUCACAGUGGUCAUGCACCAGCAGACAAAAUUAAUCUAGUGCAGUGGAAAGUCCCACCAAAAACUGCAGGAGGAGGAGGAAAGUCAAAUAAUCUUGGAAAUCUUUUUUAUUCUGCAGGUGAGGGUGUCCUGACACUUGUACGUUCAACCCUCAGACUGCAUUGGACUACAUCAUUAAAAGUCCAAUUUCUAUUUUAUGUCUACUCUUGUAUCCAUAUUUAUGCUUUUGUUCUGUCCUCAGCUUUAUUUGACUGUUACAUGUUCAAAGCUGAGCGCGUAUCUUGAGGGUAUUUAUAUAAGAGCCCCAACAUGCUGGAGUAUUGUUGAAGUUUAUGUGUUGAUACUGGAAGGAUUAAAACAUUUUGAGACUUCAUAUAAAGGCCUGCCUCUAAUACAAGCCUGCUUCAAAUAAAGAGCCUUACCUUCUGCAGUAAAAGCAAAUUAAGUCCAGGUUUAUAAUCAAGGGUAUGUGGGACUCACUGAAAUAAACACACAGUAUGAACAUGAAUGUGAUCCGUCAUGGUUGUCUUUAUGUGACAGGAAGUUAGUUGGUGUCAUAACUUAAAGAAAAGUCAUGAAGGUCUGUCUUACUUCUUUCAAGAAUGAAACCUCCAAAGAAAACAUUUUGAGACUGUAUGUAAAGGCCUGCCUCUAAUACAAGCCUGCUUCAAAUAAAGAGCCUGACCUACUGCAGUAAAAGCAAAUAAAGUCCAGGUUUAUAAUUGAGGAUAUGUGGGACUCACUGAAAUAAACGCACAGUAUGAACAUGAAUGUGAUUCGUCAUGGUUGUCUUUACGUGACAGGAAGUUGGGUUGUGUCAAAACUUAAAGAAAAACAUGAAGAUCUGUCUUUCUUCUUUCAAGAAAAGACUCCCUAAAUUAUAUUUAAUGGUGAAGAUAAUUACCCCCAACAGAAAGUGUAAUUGCGAGUGAAGGGGAGCUCAGGCUAAGUUUUAGCAGUAUCACCAGCCAACAGUUUCUUGUUCAGUUCAGUUGCUGCCGACGCAACUGAAAUCCAGCUCCCCCUUGUUGUGUUGUGGCUGUAUAAGGUGGAGGGGUGGAGAGUUAUAGGACCGGGGAAGGAGUUGAGAGGUGUCUGAAAUCUGGCCUGGAUAACAGGAUCAUUUCCCUGCUUGCUCUGUUAUGUCACCAGCGGCUGUCUGCCUUGCACUGGAAUGCACACUGGCUGGAGGUGAGAUAGAGAAGACCCAAAGCUAAAACAUGAUACCCUGCACCACACACAGGGGCAUGACACGCUUUACUGUUUAGCUUGAUGUGGCUGAGGGUGGUGAGAGACAGCAUUGGCGAGCUUGAUUUUUAAAAUCAAAUCAAACAUGGAGGUUUACUGAGGUGGGAAGUGAAGAUUUGGGGUGUGGGGGAGCAAGAGUCCUUUGAGGAUCUAUGUCAGGGUGACAGUUUCAGACCUUGCCAAGCUGAAAGUGCAAAGGCUAUUUUGGGAGCUGGGGUGGGGGUGUGGGGGUCCAGAGGUCAGGUGGAGGUAGAUAAAAGUUCAGGGUUGGUGAAAGGAUCUUCUUCCUCACCUUUCUUCCCCCAUCCCCACCCACUCUCCCCUUUCCAAGCAGACCAGACAAGCCUGCUCCUUCCAAAAAGUCCUCCUAAAUCCAUAUUUGCGUCUGCUUUUUUCUCUUUGUGUGCUGCCUUAGCACUGCAAUGCAGGAGUCGCGCUGCCCACUAGCACACCUCCAUCUCUCAGUUUACCUUCAGAGCCGCGUCUUCCCCCACCUCCACCUUUCUCAGUGAUAUGUACAAAGUGGAUAAUCAGACAAUAUGAAGGGGCAGAGUCCCUUCCUCUCCUGCUCCUGGCUUCUGUUUCUGGUUACUGUUACUAUGUUUACCCAUGGCCUCUUGACACUGCAUUCGAGUAUGGUUCCUAAAAAAGCACCAGUCUCCUGUGUAGAACAAGCCCAGGGCAUCAGAAUACCAAACCUGUUCUUCUAUUUUCCUAGAAUCUCAUUUUGUCCGCUGUUCUGACUGCUCAUAAACUCCCACACAGCCUUUUCUCUCUUUCUCGCCCUCCCCUGCAGUACGGCCUCGGACUGCAAUGAUGGCAUACAGAGAGGAAACCUUACCCUGUUUAAUCAGCUGCUCUCUUAUUAUAUGUGGUUUCUAAUGUGUGUUUUAUCUUCACAGGUCUACGCACAAUGAAAUGGAAAAGAACAGGUAUGUAUGAAUGUCCUUGUGUAGUUGUGUGUGUGUUCAUUUGUGUAUAUUUGUCCUAUUUUUGCAAUAAAAUUAAAGCCUCAAACAGCAAUAAACAGCCCCUGGCAUUGCUCAUGUUUGGGUGUGUCCCAACUGUAAGGUAUAGGGAAGCUGCUGGUUGUGUAGCAGUUGCAACAGCACACUGGCAGUUGCUGCAACACAAUGUACGCAUCGUCUUUCAACAUGCAUUUGCAACUUUAAGUACACAAAAUAACGUAACACACCCAUUUACAAGUUUGUGGAUUUCACACAGUGUUUAGGAUGGCGCUUUAAUCAAAGAGCUAAAGUUGAAAAGCAAUUCAAAACUUAAACUAAAACAUCUUGUUUCCAAAAGUUACCUUAACUAAAAUCAAUAUGUUGAUGAGGUGAGUCAUUUUCCCACAUUUGUUAUCAAACCUGUGAAAUUUGGAGCAAAUUGGGCAUUGUAUGUAUAUGCUACCAUAAUGUAGCGCUAUGAUCGGAGCCAAAAAUAAGCAUUUAGAUGUGUUACCAGCGUUUCAGUUACCAAGUCGGAAAAAAGCAAAAUCGGAAGCGGAAACAAGAUGGCUACAUCUACGAAAGGGGAUGCUAAAAUAACUUAAAAUAAGUAAAAUAACAAGCGCUAAAAUAACUUUCGUAGAUGUAGCCAUCUUGUUUCCGCCUCAGAUUUUGCUUCUUUGCGACUUGGUAACUGAAAAGCUGGUAACUCGGGUGUGACGUCAUUCCCAGCUUGGACAUCUGACUUCUGAGGUGACUCGAACGCAGCAAGUCGGACAGACCACCAGAGACGCACUUUUUGUUUUAACGCAACAAUUCUCUUUAAGUUGCAUGUAUGAAGCCAGUCAGUUUAACGGCAUGUUAAAGUCUCUGGGAUUUAUUGUAGACAUAAAAAUAAAAAAAACUCUACGAGUCCCAAUGAAGUCCUGGCACUACAUUCCAGUACUCCAGGGCCCUAUUUACCACUUUUGCACUUAGUUUAAUGAAGCUAUAAUUAGAUUUGUCAGUGGUAAUUGAAUGUUGAUAUUAAGGUUGUGCCAGUUGCCUCAGACACUCUACUUGUACGAUGGUGACGUUGUGAUGUAAAAUGUAAAUAAUGUCACAUUUAGAAGAUUUGGAGUAAGUUUAAAUGAGACAUCCAUCAUCAGAGUAGAUUGUUGGUGUAGCCAACAAAUAUGGAGUUGUGCCGCCGUGUCCCCACAUGGCACAUUUCAAAAUCCUUCUCACUUGCAUCCGGAAACAAAUUUGUGGCUUGUGGUUAUUGACGGACUCUGAAAUUUCACAAACUAUCAUAAAGAUGCUCUUUAUUCAGUGACGUUUAAAAAAAAAUAGCAUCCACUCCCUAAGCAUUAACCAACAAUCAUCAUUAGAAGUCUGAAUAUUUAACUGUGCCGACACAACAGAUUUUAAAACCUCAUUAAUGUGAUAAUGCCUAUCAGAUCUCUAUGGAACCUGUUUGAAGGGAUAAGAUCAUCCGAACAAAAAUCCCCGCGCUGAGAUUUGACUCGUUUCUCAAGCGCGCAUUUUAACCUUGAACAUGAAUCUUUUUUGCGUUACUCUCGGUGUUUCGUCGUGCCUGUGCUUGCUGAUCCAAACCAGCAGCUCAGUGGACAGCCUGAAUAAUGUAUAGCACAGGAGCGUGUGCCUGGGAUUUAACCCUCUGAGUGUAUGUGGAGAUACCUCAUGCCCAGCAGUAAGUCAAAGUUACGACCACAGCCCGCCCUAUUACGCUUGUGAACAUGUGUAGCCUUAGGCCCGGUACUCCCACCAGUAGUUUGAUGAUAGAGAGCAAUCAUAGGCACACAGUAAAUAACUCAUAGCAAUCCACUUCCUGCAAAGCUAGAGAGGAGUGAUAACAUCCCCACUUCCUGCAGCAAUAUUGGCUCUUUGAAAUCUACAAACAUACAUUCGAAUUCCCACAUUGCGUGCAGCCUGCUUCCCUCUGCUGCUGCUGCUGCUGCUGCUGCACACAAAACCAAAAUAUGAGUGUGUGUGUGUCCAUGAAACACGACUCCAGCAGCCACCACCACGCCUUUUUACUUGCAAAGGUUCUCUCAGCUGGUCACGGGAAGUUACAGCUGGGGGUCAGAGGGCGAGAGGGGAUGACAGUGGAGGUGAUUUACUGCAGCUCUGUCAAAGUGCAUCUCCGUAACCUAGUUAUUUUUUUAGUUUGCAGAGGGUGCAGCUUUGGGAAGUGCUGCUGGAAGAGAAACCAUCUUUGUUUGCGAGGAACGAUUAGGUUGCAGCUGUUGUUAUGCAACAGGCUCCACUUGAACAUUCCCCUCACUUGGACCUGAGAGGCAAACUUCGCGUGCAUUUAAAAAAGCACGAAACUGGGGUAAUGAGAUGUAGGUUCUCGCCUGCGGCUGAUAGCACACAAGUCUGAAGCGCCACAUACAUUUUUCCAUAUUGACACACGCGCUGAAGCCACACUGACCAGAAAUACCUGUUGCUGAAGCAGUGCUGUGCUCUGCAGCUAUGCCCGCAGUGUUUUUCUGCGCUCAGACACCAUGUGACCUGCGCUGUUUCAUGAGUCUGCUGCUUGUCAGUGUUUAACAAACAUUAGCUAGCCCUGCUGAUCCCAUAUUAUGUCAGAACAACACAGACAAGGGCAUUUCCAUGUUACGUAAUAACACUGUGCAUGCCCUUUGGACUGAGUCAGCUGAGAAACAGCCACUUGUUCUCAUCUACUGAGUACUGCUUUGAAUGAGUGUGCGUAGGAUUCGCUCACUUUUGGUUGUGUGUUUAAAGUUUUGAAAAGGCCGAGAGGUGAGGAAACGUUUGAACUUGCACACUCAAAUCAGUCUUAAUCUUUGACUGUUUGACUGAAGUCUCUCCAGGAGUGACGCUCACAUCAGGAUCGCCCGCAGCAGACAGUUAAUGAACAGCUCAUCCACAGCGAGUCCUCAGCUACCGAAAAAAAAACCCAUUUAACUCUAAGGAAGAGCCUGACGUGUACACGCCCACUCAGCCAGGCCCAUACAGGCGUAUAGACACGUACACACUCGACAGAGACCACAGAGCCGGAGGUGUGUGUUGUGUAACAGCAGGGUCAAGUGGUCAGAAACUCCCCCAGACCUCAGCAGCUGGCCAGGCUGCCAGUUAAGAGUGUCUGUGCGUAUGAGAAGGAUUGUGUGCCAUAGAUGACAUUACUAAUGAGCACAGUAUAAUCACAGAGGACUGGAUUUAACUACUGUUCUCUGGACUGAGACGUUGCUCCUGGAAAGCUGCCUGUUAAUUAAAUUAGACUGUACAUUAAAUUGUUAUUUCUUUAACUUCUUAUUUACAGCAAAUCUUUAGUGAGCAGGGGUCUAAAUCCUCACAAGCAGCUCUGGGGGGUUAUCCUCAGGUAUUUAACAUAAGCACCAUGCCUAAGCAUACUUAGACAUGCUAAGAAUGGUGCUUUGAGUUAAAUGCUGACCUUCAUAUAUUGAAGAAAGGUGUUGGUAAUAACUCAGUGUAUCUGAAUGAUCCAAAACUAUGAGUGCAGAAAAACAUGAGCAGCAGAGUGAAAGAACAAGUGUGUGUUAGUGAAGCAGAGGGACAAGGUGAGCACUGAGAGUGGAGUUCACAUUGAGCAACAUUAACCAGCCAGUGAUUGAUUGGAUAAAAAGUGAGCAAGUCCAUAUCAAUCUUUACAAUUUAUAAGCCUGAGUUUCUCUGUUUUAAAGAUAAGGGUCAAAAGACCGUAAAAUUAAGCAGGGGUUUAAAUCCUCACAAGCAGCUCUGGGAGGUUAUCCUCAGGUAUUUAACAUAAGCACCAUGCCUAAGCAUACUUAGACGUACUAAGAAUGGUGCUUUGAGUUAAAUGCCGACCUUCAUAUAUUGAAGAAAGGUGUUGGUAAUGACUCAGUGUAUCUGAAUGAUCCAAAACUAUGAGUGCAGAAAACUAGUGUGUGUGAGUGAAGCAGAGGGACAGGGUGAGCACUGAGAGUGGAGUUAACACUGAGCAGCAUAAACCAGCUAAUGAUUGACCGGAUAAAUAGUGUGCAAGUCCAUCUUAUUAUAUGAAAUUUAUAAGCCUGAGUGUCUCUGUCUAAUGAAUGAAAAUCCAUGCAAACAGUUCAUAUAAAAGCAGAGCCAAGUUGAUGUCAUAUUUGGUGCUAAUGUAGGUCAAAGCUCAAAGAUUAAGGAACUGCCCUGCUGUCAAAUGAUCAAAUCAAAGCAGUUUUCUUUGUGUGUUAGAAUAUAUUUAUAUAUAUAGCCAUUAAAAUGAUUAACAUAAGGUUGAUAUAUAGAAAUAGCCCUGAAGAUAUUUGACAUUGAUUCAGAAUUGACUCAUUUCUAACCAUAGAGCAAACCUUACAGGAAGCAGGGAAAUUAGAUAUUUCAGUCGUUUCAAUAAUUGAGGCACUCAAGUAUUUAUACGGCCUUGCUUUUAUUACAAAUCCCAUUUUAAGAAAUGAUUUAUUAAAGACUCUCCGACGAGCUUUCUGAGCUUUAGUCUGGGUCUGAUGUCCUGCAAGUGGAGAUGUGGUGAUGAGAUAGUUCGGUUGUCGUCACGUGACCAAAGCUUAAACUUGGGUGUCUUGAUUUAUCAGAGCAAACUCCCUGCUCUGAUAAAAACAGGACCCCAGAAACGACCAUGUAACAACGCCGUGACUCAGUGUUCAUGCAGGAAAUCACAGACUGGAUUUUGUGAGUAAUGUGCUCUGGUUUCUUUCUGUUUCUCUGUUCUGCAGACGGGCACAUCUACGGCUGUGUCUAGAGCGCUUGAAAUCCCUCGUUCCCUUGGGACCAGAUGCAAACAGGCACACCACCCUCAGCCUGCUGAUGAAGGCCAAAGAUCAUAUCAAGGUGUGUACAAGAGCGAUGGUGCGUGUCUGUGUGAUUUGACCCCAACCAAUCAGUGUGAAGAGGUCAGUGUGCUGAGCGCUGUGGUGGGUUAGCGUGCGUCUUUGAAGACUGAGUGUCCGAGAUAAGCCCCGACACACAUUAACAUUCUCAUUCUGUGGUGUUUUUUUUUCUUCCCCCUCCACGUUUCAGAGGUUGGAGGAGAGCGAUAGGAAAGCUCAGCACACCUUAGAGCAGCUACAGCGGGAGCAGAGACACCUGAGGAGGCGUCUGGAGCAGCUGGGGGUGGAGAGGACCCGCAUGGACAGCACUGGCUCCACCCCGUCGUCUGAUAAGUCAGACUCUGAUCAAGGUUAGCCUUCAAAUCGAUACGCACUAAUAAUACACAGAUGAUAGUCCAUGCAUGUUGGAAAUAAUGCAAAAAUAGACAUUUCCGCUCGUCAGGGAUGUGGAAACCAAAUCGUGGCACUAUGUAACAGUUUUGUUUACUGCUGAUCCCGUUGAUCCAACAGAGGACCUCGAUGUGGAUGUGGAGGGGACAGACUACCUGCUGGGUGACCUGGAGUGGAGCACCAGCAGUGUGAGCGACUCAGGGGACGAGCGAGGCAGCCUGCGCAGCAGCUGUAGCGAUGAGGGCUACUCCAGCGCCAGCCUGCUGCGCCUGCAGGACACUCAGGAGAUGGCCAAGCAGCUGGCCUGCAGCCUAUAGACAGCACCAGUCACUGAUCCUACACCGACCCCCCCUCCUCCGCCAAUCUCCACCUACAUUGUUCCCUCACUGUCCCUCUCAGACCUCACCUCCAUCCAUCCACCCCUCCCUUCCUUCCUUCCUUUCUCCCCACCAGGACUAAAAUCUGAGGCCUCUCCUCCAGCCAGUGUCCUGCAGACUUCCUGUCCCCACAUUGACUUCCAUUCAGACUGCAGCUCCUCUGAGACGGCCGCACACAUCCAGCACAUCAUCAGCGGUUAGUCCAUAGGGUGUCACCGGCUCUGCACCAGUUAAACGAGGAUUUUAAAGACACUCCACCCCCCCUCCGUCCCUCCCUCCGUCCUUCAGAAACACAACUUUCAGCCAGAGAAUGUUACCACACAAUAUCCCACUGCCUCUUUUUCUAUGCCUCAAGAGCCAUGGGAAGCACUUAUGAGAUUUCACCCUUUUCAUACAUACUUCUUUACACACACAAGCAUACACAUACAAACACACACACCUCCAUCGCUCCUAGUUGUCCUAGUGAGACAGAGUCCUCCCAAAGGUGUGACACUGACGUGACGCGGGGCCUUUUUCGGCCCCGCUCACCUUCUGUGCAUGAUCUUUUGCACUUAAGAUUGCUUUUAUUAAACAGUUGCUGUCUCUUACUACCGAGCGCCCCCGCCCCCCCCCUCCACAGCUGUUGCUGCGAGAUGAAGCGAAUGUCCGAGAACACGUCAGUCGUCUGCAGAGUUUGUGUGACGUCACACUGUCAGGGCCGACAGCAAUAUAUCCUUUAGUACCAAGGCUUUGGCGGGCAGACUCGUAACUACCCUGUCAUUUUCUGUCCACACCUGCCAUUCAGAGGAAAAGUAACACAAAAACAAAACAAAACAACAAAAAAAUUGUGCAGCAUGAGAUUGUGUAUGGGCCGGGGAUACGGGAGGGUUUCGCGGGUGGGUUCGAUGUUUUUUCUGCCUCUCUCUGAUGACGGUGGCGUUUUUGCAGCAUCCUUUUUUCAUGAUGUGUGUAUGACUGGUACAACAGGGGUCACUAGCAGGUUUGGAAAUGUUGAACACCAGCCACCAAGCCGAAUGCUGGUAUAUUUAGGCAGGUGCUGGUACAUUUUUGUACACUAAUUCUUCACUGCCCCCUUUCACCAGGUAUUAAUAGCGAGGGAAGAGCCAAUCUACCGAGAGCAGUCGAGAGACUGGAGCACAUUCCAUAAUGUAGAGAGGACAGGCAGGUGAGACUGAGAGAGCAUUAUUUUUCGAGAGUGGAUGUUCCUGCCAAUUAUUUAUGAAGGGAGAGUUCAGCUGGAGACGAGCCGAGUCACCCUAAAAAAGAACGACUGGCUUUAACUUUUCAGUGGGAACAUGCGAGAAACUUUCUCUCUGUUUUCAUGUGAGGAGCACUAAAACGUUUAAGAAAACCACAGAUUCUCUCUUUGCCUUGACUUCAUAGCUAUUUAUUGUUUCUGCAGAAAUGUACACCUUUAAAUGUAAAUAGUUAACAGAAAGAUCUCUAUGUCUAUCAACAAAUGUAUUUAUUAGAUAUACUAAAUAUAUAGAUAAAUAUAUAUAGAUCUAUUUAAUUAGUCAUAGCUUACGUUCUUCUUCUUGUGAGGUUUAUUGAGAGUUCCUAUGUGUAGUUUGUUUGCACAGCCUAGUCAAUCUAUAGAAUAUUUAGAAACGUCUUUUGUGCCUCGAGGCUUUUGUGUCUGUUCAGAUUUCGGCACGGUGCUCCUGGAAAUGAAACAUAUUCUUUGUGAUCUUAAUAAAUUUAGUUGUUUUUCAAAACCAUUUGGCCCUGUAACGGGAAUAAAAGGACAAAAAAAUCUGAAUAAAUGAUCAAAAUAUGAAUUAAAAAGUAUAAAAAAGAGAGGAGCUGUUGGUUGAUGUGGGUGCGGCGAUGAUAUUUCUGGCAAACCUGAGCUGCGUUUUCACCGAAACGUCUCCUUGAACGAAAUGGCUGCUCAGGUCUUUUUGUGCUCGGCCAGAAAGAGGACUGCAGCUUAUUUUCUUUUUAACGUAGACUUCCCAAAGCCUGCAGUGUGGCAGCGCAAUGCCAAAAGAAACCUCCCCGCUCCUGCAUCCACCACCUGCAAAUCUCAGUUACAGCAUGAAAAAGAAUCAGAAAUCUAGUUAAAGGAUUGUUUAGUCUUUUGAGUGUGUAAUGCAGCUUUUUUUUUGUCAAAUUGAAACCUUUUCAGACAGAGAGGAACUGUGUAGCCGCGUUGUAAGGGGAACUACAGGGGAAAUGUCUUUAAAUUAGGUGUGAGAGGGCAGGUGUGUUCACUGAAAUGCCAUCUGUCGGCGUGUGUGAGUAAACAGAAUACGAGUGUGUGUGUGUGUGUUUAUUUCGUCACUGUCUUCAGAGAGAUUUUUUCGGGGAGGUAGUGGGUGGGCGGUGGUUUUAAAAAAUUGUAAGGCUAUGUUUCUGUUUUAUUUGUUUACUAGUAAAAUGCAAAAAAGUCCACUCGACAAAGUUGUCAUGUAUUAACCUAAGCAUUAAUGUCUGUCGACGGGAGCCUUCUCCUUUUUCCAUCCAUGGCCUGAUGUCCGUCUUCCACCAAUUCAAUACAAACGUGUGUGUGUAAGUGUGCGAGUGUGUGUGUGUGAGUGCGACUCCCUCCUCCACAUGCUGCGUUGGCAUCUGUGGCUGGGCGGCGUAUGUGUCAAUGAUGCAACUAUUGCUCCUCAUCUCCGUCCCUCCUCCUACUCCCACCCUCUUCUUCAAAGACCCUGGUGCUCUCAGCAUCUGCCUUAAGAAGCAGGUGUGGAAUCUCUCAAAGAACAAGACUACAGUCAGACCAGUUGUUUAAGCUACAGGUUUCAGCAUCAGGGGAAAAAAAGUCAUCUUCUCGUGUGUAUUUGGUUUUUGCACAUUUUAUCCCUGUAUACAAAGUGGCUAAUAAUGCCUUAAAACAGUCACAGACGUACAACCCAACAGAAAGGGGUAUAUGAUAUGUAUGAGUGUAUAUGAUAUAUCGACAUGUAACACAAAGGCCAUUCCUUUCCAUCGUGACAGUCUCAGGCGUGGUGCUUUUCAUGAAUUACACAAUAAACACACAGACACACCGCGUCAUAGCUCCAUGAAACAUCGCUGUCGCCUGCCGCCUUUCUCCACCGAAAGGUUCAACAAUGUCUGUUUAUUGAACAAUAACUUAAAGGAGGGCGUUUUGUGCACUUACUUUUUAAGAAUUGGAGAAUUUGGACACUGUCUUCUAAAGAAAAAAAAAAGAAAAAUCACUUCAAAUGUUGGAAAUAAACCCUUUGAAAAUGAAAUGUGGAGCAGCAAUUUAUAUUUGCCAUUGAUAUUAAAAGAAUAAAACAUUUGAAACCCUUGUUUACCUACCUA
Messenger RNA from Xyrichtys novacula (pearly razorfish), 16574 nucleotides. The record is from the annotation of a GenBank genome assembly. Lineage: Eukaryota; Metazoa; Chordata; Actinopteri; Labriformes; Labridae.